UUCAUGCGUAGUCAAUGUUGCUCUACGGACAGAAAUAGUGUUACAACAAACGUUGAAAGGUGCCGUUAUAUAAUGCAGUUUCUUCUUUUUUCAUUCUAGUGGUUUUGGAGUUGAUAGGAAACAAAGUUUCAAUAAGUCGAGUCCAGUCAACUUGAUGUUGUGUGGUUCUUGAUAUUCACAGUGUUGUUGGGUGAGUUUGGACUACAGAUAUCAUGGGAGUGCAUGGACUCUGGAGGCUGCUGGAGAGUACAGGGAAACCCAUCAACCCUGAGACUCUGGAGGGAAAGAUCCUUGCUGUUGACAUCAGUAUAUGGCUGAACCAGGCAGUGAAGGGGGUGAGGGACCAUGAAGGCAACAGCGUCCAGAACGCCCACCUCCUCACUCUCUUCAACCGCAUCUGUAAGCUGCUCUUCUUCCGCAUCAGGCCAGUCUUUGUGUUUGAUGGGGACGCACCACUGCUGAAGAAACAGACUCUGGCUCUGAGGAGGCAGAGGAAAGAGGAGUUGAGCCGGGAGUCGAAACAAACCAAUGAAAAACUCCUCAAGACAUUCCUGAAGAGACAAGCUAUUAAAGCUGCACUUGGAGACAAGAGUAAGGAUCCUCUACCCAGCCUCUCCACUGUAAGGAGAGAUGAAGUGGACGACAUUUAUGUUCUACCAGCCCUGCCAGCUGCAGAGGAGAAGGACAAAAGCAGGUCAGAGGCCUCGGAAAGUUCCGAGGAGGAGGAAGAGGAGGAAGAGAAAGAGUUGGAGGAGACGGAUGAUGGUUAUCACAUGUAUCAGGGAGAAUUGUAUGAAAACCCCAACUCAGUGGACAUCAACUCAGAGGAGUUUGCCAGCCUGCCUCCUGAAAUGAAACAUGAGAUACUGAAAGACAUGAAAGAGUUUUCCAAAAGACGCCGGACAAUGUACCAAAAACCCCCAGAGCGCUCGGGAGACUUUUCACAGUACCAGUUGGCCGGCCUGCUGCAGAGGAACCAUCUGAACCAGCGUCUGCGGGGUGUGGAGAACGAGAUGAGCCAGCUGAGCGCCGGCAGCGCCCCACAGAUUUACCAACAUGACGGGGACCAGCAGAGUCGCAGUGUAGAAUCACGCCGGCUGGUUUCAGAAGACAAUUCCCACUAUAUCCUUAUUAAAGGCUCCAAAAAGAAGGAGACUGCGCCCGAGAGCCAACCUGCAACUGCAGCCUGGUCCGGCAGCUCCCUGACGGGCUCAAAAAGACGAGUAGCGGACAGACCUGAGCCCCUGUGGCGUCCUGUUGGUGAGGAAGAUGCAGGGGUGCUGGGUUUCUCCUCAGAAGACUCCAAACCCUCUGUCUCAAAACCGUCUCGGAGAGACUCAUCACCUCCCUCUCCUCGUACACUUAAGGCGAUCCAGUCUGCAAUGAACGACAGCUCAGACGAGGAGAAGGUGGACCAGGACAAUAAGGAUGGUGGUAUGUCCCCACGUACGCUGCUCGCAAUCCAACAAGCUCUAGCUGAGGAGGAAGACGGGACAGUAAUCAGCAGCUCGUCCACCAAACCGCAGGCUAACGUUCAUCGUCCUGCGCCACAAGUGGUCAUCAGCAGCUCAGAGGAAGAGCCGGAACCAGACGAUGUGAACUCUCUGCCAAAUGGAAAAUCAGAUUUUAAGGGGAACCCAACAGGCCAAAGUUUACAUGUGAAAGAUGGUUUGUUUGCUGGUAGUUCUGGAGGUGAGAUAGAGGGCGUGAUCGGUCAGAAAAAUAAAGCACUUUGCUUUGCGACGCUGCAACAACCUCACGAGAGCGAGAUGAAGUCAGAAGAGGAGACAAAGAAAGGACAGUUGGCACGGGAUAUCAGGACGGGAAGUAGAGGGCGAGACGAGCCGGAGAGAAGAGAAUCAGAGCAUGGGCUGAUCACAAAGCCAGAGGGUGCUGCGGACUCCAAUCGAAACACAUUAUCCAGCGAUCUCUCUGCGCAGCUGUGUGGAAAACCUCUCACUGCAGAGACUGAAAUGCAACCUGUGCUGUUAAAGCAGAGGAGUAACAAGGGGAUUGUAGCGCUAGAGGAGGGGAAUGGAGAUGAUGUGAAGUCCGAGCGCAGUGAGGAGAGCGAGUCAGAAGAAAGCUUAAUCGAGGUGUCUGACGUAGAAUAUAAAGAGGAAGAUACAGAUGAUUCACUUGUAAGCACGGGAGAGAAAGGAUCUCCAGAUGAGGUCAGUGAGGAUGAAACCAAGCAAGAAGAAAAACCAGAGGAAGGUUUGACAGAUGUUCCAGCUGAGAAAGAGAGACAGACCGAAGAGACGGCGACGGAAUCCAGCUCAACUCCAGCGAUCAAUGAAUGGGAACACUUUGAUGUGGAUGAGCUGGAGGCUCUAGAGAGCUCUCUGCAGGUGGAGCAGAGCAACCUGAGGCAGCUGAAACAGCAGCAGGAGAGGAUGGCGAACACAGUCACCGGACAGAUGCACCUGGAGAGCCAGGAGCUGCUGCGGCUGUUUGGCGUGCCGUUCCUGGUUGCUCCGAUGGAGGCCGAGGCUCAGUGUGCAGCACUCGACCGCGCUGACCACACAAACGGGACCAUCACAGACGACUCGGAUGUGUGGCUGUUUGGAGGGAGACACGUCUACAGGAACUUCUUCAACCAGGACAAAUAUGUUGAACACUACCAGUACAGUGACAUGCAGAACCAACUGGGUCUAGACAGGACUAAACUGAUAAACCUGGCUUACCUGCUGGGAAGUGACUACACAGAGGGCGUUCCAGGGGUCGGAUAUGUGACUGGCAUGGAGCUACUGAAUGAGUUCCCAGGGCCGGGCUUAGAGCCACUCACACAGUUAAGUGAAUGGUGGUCAGUGGCUCAGGAGAAGAAGCGCCUGGUGGCUGAUCCUCGGGACACAAAGAUUAAGAAGAAAUUGAGGAACCUGAAACUUCAUCCUGGGUUUCCCAACCCUGCGGUGGCUCAGGCCUACCUGCAACCUGCUGUGGACCAGUCAGACAGCUUCUUCAGCUGGGGACGCCCACAACUCGACAUGAUCAAAGAAUUCUGUCUGAGUCGUUUCGGCUGGAGCACUCGGAGGACAGAGGAGACUCUUCAGCCUGUGAUCAAGCAGCUCAACACCCAGCAGACUCAGCUUCGGAUCGACUCAUUCUUCCGCAUGGAGCAACGGGAAAAGCAGGCGAUCCGCAGCCAGCGACUACGCAGAGCUGUCACCUGCUUGAAGAGAAAGGAGAGAGAAGGAGGAGAGGAGGAAGAGGACGGUGAGGAGGAAAUGCCAUCCCCAUCCAAAUCUAAGAAAGGGAAGGCAGCAAGCAAGAGUCCAAAGAAAGGAGGUGGAGGAGGAGGCGGAGGCGAGAGAGAAGAGGAGAGGUCCGCUGCAGGAGGUGGGUUCCUGGGGUCGAAGGUGAUUGUUGAAUCUCCUCUUCCAUCGCUGAAGGAUGUGAGCAGCACCAGCCAGGAGUCCCUGUCAGUAAAGGCCGUCCCUCAGUCUACUAAGACUGUAUCUCAGAGAGCCAGGAGCAGCAGCAGCACCAGCCAGGAGUCCCUGUCAGUAAAGGCAGUCCCUCAGUCUACUAAGACUGUAUCUCAGAGAGCCAGGAGCAGCAGCAGCACCAGCCAGGAGUCCCUGUCAGUAAAGGCCGUCCCUCAGUCUACUAAGACUGUAUCUCAGAGAGCCAGGAGCAGCAGCAGCACCAGCAGCUCCGGUGAGGACAGCGAUGGUGGUGGUGUUGGGGAAGUUGCUAUGGUUACAGCCCGGUCGGUGUUCGAAGGCAGCCGGCGAGGCCAUGGAGCGAAAAGCACAAGAGGGAGAGGAAGCGCAAGAGGAAAGAGAAGGGGGAAGAAAUUGUGAGGGGAAAAAACAAACUUCAAACAAAACAAUGUCAUACACUCCUAAAUAAUGUUCAUGAUAUUUGAUAUUUAUAAGACAAUGAAUCAUGAAGAGUGAGGAGUUUUUCUGUAUUAUAUAAUAUGUAUUUUGUAAACUAUUGACGUGACUGAAAAUAUGUUACGUGUUUAGAGGUAUAUCUGUGAGAAUGUUUUGCAUUAAAUCUUUGAGUUAAAUGUUUCUGUAAUAUUUCCACAGUAUGAGUCAUUUGUUGUGCUGAUGUGUUAACCGUGAGCCUGAGACGGGUGCAAGUCCUAAAGAUGCCAUACGUUGCUUACAUUUCUUUCAGGGUGUAUUUCAGUCGCCUUCUGCUUGUGCAUGCGCUCUCCCUCCUCCCUCUGCCGAAAACACACAGACAUUAAGGCUUUUGCACAUGUCAAAAAAUAAUCGAAAUAAAAACCUGACGUUGCUAUCA
Messenger RNA from Cottoperca gobio, 4257 nucleotides. It is a transcript of the gene ercc5, whose product is annotated as excision repair cross-complementation group 5. The record is from RefSeq and is a predicted model, not a curated record. Lineage: Eukaryota; Metazoa; Chordata; Actinopteri; Perciformes; Bovichtidae. Gene Ontology annotation, molecular function: single-stranded DNA binding; DNA endonuclease activity. The transcript is spliced from 15 exons. Gene Ontology annotation, biological process: nucleotide-excision repair. Bases 213 to 3806 code for a protein of 1197 amino acids. Gene Ontology annotation, cellular component: nucleus.